This is a messenger RNA of Penicillium chermesinum, 1134 nucleotides long. RefSeq lists its product as uncharacterized. The transcript is spliced from 2 exons. The record is from RefSeq and is a predicted model, not a curated record. NCBI's taxonomy places the organism in Eukaryota, Fungi, Ascomycota, Eurotiomycetes, Eurotiales, Aspergillaceae. Bases 1 to 1134 code for a protein of 377 amino acids.
AUGUUCAAGUUCCCUGAUAUGCUGUUAUUCCCGUUGGCAGGAGCUGCUAUGCUCUCUGCUGUGAUAAUGACUAUCCUGAAUGGUCUUGCAUACACCACCUUGCCCACUCGUUCUCUGGCACCAGCUGCUGGGCUUGCCCCGGUGGCUUUGAGUGCCAUCAGCUGUGUAGCAUUGAUCAUGCUUACUUUCCUUGUACACAAAGAUGUUGGCCGUGGCGGAAAACUCGCUGGUUGGAAGGCAGCUGUGUUUUACUUCACCGUUGUAUAUCUCCUUGUUGCGGCUGGUUCAACAGCAGGGACUAUGGCGACAAGCCCCGAUCGUACUUCAUUAUCCAUCACUCGUUCUGUGUUCUGGGCAAUGUCUAUUUUUGCCCAAGGUUCUUAUUGUGGGUAUCUCUUGGUGAGAUGCUCCCAAACAUCCACUCAAGAUCCCCAAUGGCCACGUUCCUAUCCGCAAGAACUCAAGACUUUGCCGGAGACACCAAGUUCAAUCGCCCCUCCCGCUGCAGUCUGUGAUCCCUAUCCGGAGCACCGUUUCGACACGCGGCGAGGAUCGCUACGCAAGUUCCCCCGACGAUCCAGUCGAUACUCGGGCGGUACACUUGAUCUGGAUUCAUCCAAGCCGGAAUACCCGACGGAGACCAACUCCAUGAUAUCCUCGCUCUCUGUAUCUCCCACAAAUGAUCACAAACCGGUGCCUUUCCUCGAUCCCGAGCAGGAUACAAGACCCCUGUUGCGUGGCACUGGCAGCAUCCGCAGCAUGCCCAGUCUCCGGCAAGACGGGGUGCGACCCUCUCUGGACAAUCUGAUGCAGCCAGCAUCACCUGUCACUUCGAUAUUCCACACGGGAGUAUCCAAUGAAUCUGUGGAGACGUUGGCUCCGCGAGAGCACAAUAUCCAUCCACUCUUCCGAUCCACCAGCCCGUCCCCGUCCCCGACUCCCACCCCUGGAACGGUAGUCAAAGCAUCGCCAUCGGCAGGACAUACAAUUACACACCAGACGCUGACGCGCAUGCGGUCGGCUCGAUCUCUACGUGAGCAAGGCCGGCAGACCCCGUCGCCGUUACCGGUUCCUCCGGACGUCUCCCACCACGAAAAAAGAUACGACUUGAAUGAAUCACCCUACGAGAAAUAA